AUGGCACCAACCUGUGCAGAACUAGAAGCUAGACUUGAAGAAGUCCUGGCCCAUCAAGAAACCAUUCAACAAGAAAACAAUACUUUACGUGAAAGAAUAGCCGCUCUUACAAUCCUCCCUCAAGGAGAAGUACCAGAAAAUAAUAAUACACAAAAUACCAACACCAUCCACGAGUUUUCACAUGUUGGGAAGCCUGAGUCUUUCAAAGGUCUUCAGGACACUGCAAUCCGUAUCGAUACACGCUGGUUUGAAAGACAAGUAGAGAAAGGUUGGGUCGAACUCGAUGGAGGUCUCGUAGAAAUCUAG
Molecule: messenger RNA, 306 nt
Organism: Tremella mesenterica DSM 1558
Lineage: Eukaryota; Fungi; Basidiomycota; Tremellomycetes; Tremellales; Tremellaceae
Exons: 4
Coding region: 1-306 (101 amino acids)
Source: RefSeq, a predicted model, not a curated record